Molecule: messenger RNA, 1588 nt
Organism: Caenorhabditis sp. 36 PRJEB53466
Lineage: Eukaryota; Metazoa; Nematoda; Chromadorea; Rhabditida; Rhabditidae
Source: the annotation of a GenBank genome assembly
AUGAACUCUGACGGACCUGUGCAAGAGCACGGGAAACGGCGCGUCGCCUACUACUAUGACUCGAACAUUGGCAAUUACUACUACGGCCAGGGUCACGUAAUGAAGCCGCACCGUAUCCGCAUGACUCACCAUCUAGUGCUCAACUAUGGACUCUACCGCAACUUGGAAAUAUUCGUAAGUUCUUGAAAAAUCAUGAAAAAUCGAUUGAUUUCGAAUGAUUCAUUUUUCCAGCGCCCUUUCCCGGCUUCCUUCGAGGAUAUGACUCGUUUCCACACUGACGAGUACAUGACCUUCCUGAAAAGUGCCAAUCCCGACAAUUUGAAGUCGUUCAACAAGCAAAUGCUAAAAUGUACGUUUCAAAUGAACACUCCUCGCCUCAUUCUAUGAAAAGUUUCAGUCAAUGUCGGCGAGGACUGCCCACUUUUCGACGGACUUUACGAGUUUUGCCAACUGAGCUCGGGAGGCUCUCUUGCUGCAGCUACGAAGCUCAACAAGCAAAAGACCGACAUCGCCAUCAACUGGAUGGGUGGUCUGCAUCACGCCAAGAAGAGCGAAGCCUCCGGUUUCUGCUAUACGAAUGACAUCGUUCUCGGUAUUCUGGAGCUGCUCAAGUACCAUAAGCGUGUCUUGUACGUCGAUAUUGAUGUGCAUCACGGAGACGGUGUUGAGGAGGCUUUCUACACUACCGACCGUGUCAUGACCGUCUCCUUCCAUAAGUACGGAGACUUCUUCCCGGGAACCGGAGACCUCAAGGACAUAGGAGCCGGAAAGGGAAAGCUUUACUCGGUGAACGUGCCGCUCCGCGACGGAAUCACUGACUCUGCUUACCAGAGCAUCUUCAAGCCGGUCAUGACCAAAGUCAUGGAGCGUUUCGAGCCCAACGCCGUCGUCCUACAAUGUGGGGCCGACUCUCUGAACGGAGACCGUCUCGGACCAUUCAAUCUGACUCUGAAGGGCCAUGGAGAAUGCGCUCGUUUCUUCCGCAGCUACAACAUUCCACUGAUGAUGGUCGGAGGAGGAGGAUACACUCCUCGCAACGUGGCACGCUGCUGGACUUAUGAGACUUCAAUCGCUGUCAACAAAGAGGUGCCAAACGAGCUGCCGUACAACGAUUACUUCGAGUACUUCGGACCCCACUACCGCCUUCACAUCGAGGCUUCGAAUGCUGCCAACGAGAACAAUGCGGAUAUGCUGACCAAACUUCAAGCCGAUGUGAUCGCCAACCUUGACAAACUCACUUUCGUUCCGAGUGUGCAAAUGAGACGUAAGCCAUCCAUUUCCUAUUUUUUGUUACCGAAUCUCUUUUUUUAGCAAUUCCGGAAGACGCUCUCCAAAAUUUGAACGACGACUCGAUGUUGGUCGAUAUGGCCAACCCAGACAAGCUUCUCCCGUCCGAAGUAACAGAUCGGAUGAUUCAGGACGAUGGAGACUUCUACGACGGCGAACGGGAAGGAGAUGACAGACGGAAUGAGAGUGACGCCAAGAGGGCGGCCAGUUUCGAAGCCGAAGGAUCCACGGAGAAGCGUCAGAAGACUGAGGUAAACGGGCAUUCACGAACUACUUCCAUAAACUAAUCUCUUUACAGUAA